Messenger RNA from Corapipo altera (White-ruffed manakin), 1242 nucleotides. RefSeq names its product Wnt family member 8B (gene WNT8B). The transcript is spliced from 7 exons. Lineage: Eukaryota; Metazoa; Chordata; Aves; Passeriformes; Pipridae. Gene Ontology annotation, cellular component: extracellular region. Gene Ontology annotation, biological process: neuron differentiation; canonical Wnt signaling pathway; cell fate commitment. The record is from RefSeq and is a predicted model, not a curated record. Bases 44 to 1024 code for a protein of 326 amino acids. Gene Ontology annotation, molecular function: cytokine activity; frizzled binding.
CUUCUUCCAAUCCUGCUGUGCCUGGUCAGUGAAUAAUUUCCUGAUGACGGGCCCCAAGGCCUACCUCAUCUACUCCAGCAGCGUGGCGGCCGGGGCACAGAGUGGCAUCGAGGAGUGCAAGUUCCAGUUUGCCUGGGACCGCUGGAACUGCCCUGAGAGGGCAUUGCAGCUCUCCAGCCACGGUGGGCUGCGCAGCGCGAACAGAGAAACCGCCUUUGUCCAUGCCAUCAGCUCUGCAGGCGUCAUGUACACACUGACCCGGAACUGCAGCCUCGGGGAUUUUGACAACUGUGGCUGUGAUGACUCCCGCAAUGGACAACUGGGGGGGCAAGGCUGGCUGUGGGGAGGCUGCAGCGAUAACGUGGGCUUUGGGGAAGCCAUUUCCAAGCAGUUUGUGGAUGCCUUGGAGACUGGACAAGAUGCCAGAGCUGCUAUGAACCUGCAUAACAAUGAGGCGGGUAGAAAGGCAGUGAAAGGGACCAUGAAGCGAACUUGCAAGUGCCACGGUGUGUCAGGGAGCUGCACCACCCAGACCUGCUGGCUGCAGUUGCCCGAGUUUCGGGAGGUGGGAACUUACCUCAAGGAGAGGUACCACAAAGCCCUGAAGGUAGACUUGCUGCAGGGGGCAGGGAACAGCGCUGCCAGCCGGGGUGCCAUCGCUGAGACCUUCAGCUCCAUCUCCAAGAAGGAACUGGUCCAUUUAGAAGACUCUCCUGACUACUGUCUGGAGAACAAGACACUGGGGCUGCUGGGCACAGAGGGCAGGGAGUGCCUGAAGAGGGGCAAGGCACUCAGCAAGUGGGAGAAGCGGAGCUGCCGGCGGCUGUGUGGGGACUGCGGGCUGGCAGUGGAGGAGAGACGAGCUGAGAUGGUGUCCAGCUGCAACUGCAAGUUCCACUGGUGCUGCGCCGUGCGGUGCGAGCAGUGCCGCAAACGGGUCACCAAGUACUUCUGUGUCCGCAAGGAGAAGCGGGAGCGGAGUGGAGGUGGCGGGGCCAGCCGCAAGCUCAAGAGAAGGCUCUGACUUGCUUCCAUGGUCCUGCCUGCCCCUCUCCUCUCCUGCCCUCCCCAUCAGCCCCCGGCACCAUUUCCGUUUGGCAUAGUUUUGUCUCAUUCCCACUGCUGCCUCAUGGGGGAUUGGGCAAGGAAAAAGAGCGUUGUAUGAGUCCCCAGGUCUUGACCACACAGGGCAUUAGUGCAGUGGGUGACGACUUCUGGGGAUACCUUCAAGAUCUGAAGAGC